Dermatophagoides farinae (American house dust mite) is the source of this 875-nucleotide messenger RNA. RefSeq lists its product as uncharacterized. Gene Ontology annotation, molecular function: DNA end binding. Gene Ontology annotation, cellular component: DNA ligase IV complex; nucleus. NCBI's taxonomy places the organism in Eukaryota, Metazoa, Arthropoda, Arachnida, Sarcoptiformes, Pyroglyphidae. The record is from RefSeq and is a predicted model, not a curated record. Gene Ontology annotation, biological process: double-strand break repair via nonhomologous end joining.
AUGACCACAGCAACGACAGCAAUGAUUAACUUGAAAUCAACAACAACAGCAUCGGAGAAUACCACCACUAUCCGAUCAUCAUCAUCAUCGUCUUUAUUAUCGGAUAAAACAACAAAAUUAAACAAUAGUUCUGUAUUAUUGGCAAAAUUGGAGCCAAUCAAUUGGAUUUGUUCGAUGAAUACCGUAUUGAAUGGAAGGCCAACAACCAUAUUGAUUAAAUAUCUAUUUGAUGAACAAGAAAAAUCCUAUGCUAUAUUAUUAUCGGAUUUUGCUCAAACAUAUUUUGAAUGUGCUACUGGCAUACAGAUUGAACAGAAUUAUCAAAAAUAUAAUAAAAUACGAUUAGAAUCAAAAGAAAUCAUCUAUCCAUCAUUACAAAAAUUAAUGAAUUCAAUGCCUGAUUCGAUAAAAAAUAUUGAAAAAAUACCUGUCGAUUGUCAUACGACAAGGAUUACACUUCGUUGUUCAAGACCUAUAACGACAACAUUUUGUCUGAAAUGGACAUUUCAUAUCAUUUCAACUGAAGAGGAUAUAUUCUUGAAACAUUUAUCAAUGCCAAUGUUUCGUGGUCUGAUGUAUUAUUAUAAUCUUAGUCACCAACAGCCGAAUCAACAACAACAACAACAACAACAAGCUAUUGAAAUAGAUAAUGAUGAUGUUAUAAUGAUCCAGGAAUCGAUUAAUAAUGGUGAUGAUAUUCAUAAUCAUCAACAACAAACGGGAGCCACCACAUCGAAUAUAUUAUCAACUAGCAAAACAACAAAAAUCAUUCCAAUACAAUCGGAUCGUCCAUUCGAUUGUAUUGAUGAUAAUCUUUUGAAUGAAAUUUUUCGAUAUGAUUAAUUUAUUAAUUGAUUUUUUUUUGUUUGCAAAAU